AUCGUUUCGCGAAUCGACUCACCGAUUCCUUUCAAGGCAACGUGGUGCGUGUGUGAGGGGAGCGGUUUUUCCCGAAAGCGAAUUUCACGAUCGCGAAUUUUUCUUCUCUCGUCCCUCAAGAAACUCUCGCGACGAGGAGACGCGGGGGCUGCUGCCGCUGCUGCCAUGGCUCACUUCGUGGCGCCGUUGAUCCAGGACAACCACAACGGAUGGGGUCCCUGUGCGAUUCCAGAGCAGUUUAAAGACAUGCCCUACCAACCCUUCAGCAAGGCCGACCGCCUCGGCAAGGUUGCCGAUUGGACCGGAUCCACGUACCAGGACAAGCGCUACACAAACAAGUAUUCGUCCCAGUUUGGCGGGGGUAGUCAGUACGCGUACUUCCACGAGGAGGAUGAGGGCAGCUUCCAGCUGGUGGACACCACCCGCGUGCAGAAAUCCAUCUUCCAGAAGAACCGCAUGAAAUUCACUCAGCAACGCAACAUGCGCCGUGAGAAGGAGCGCAGGCUGCAGAUGCAGGCGCUGAACAUGCAGACCCUGUCCAAGAGCGCCAAGCAGAAGGAGAGAGACCGGCAAAGGAUUCAGAAACUGCAGAAGCAGUUUGGAGGGAGACAAAGAUGGGAUCAGAAGGGGCAGCAGAAGCCACGCGACUCCUCCGUAGAGGUCCGCAGCGACUGGGACGUCAAGGAGGAGAUGGAUUUCCCGCGACUCAUGAAGAUGAGAUACGUGGAUGUGGCUGAGCCCGUUGACAUAGAGUGUCUGGGGGAGCUGGAGCACUAUGACAAGGCGUUUGACCGCAUCACGACGCGCUCCGAGAAGCCGCUGAAAAGCAUCAAGAGAAUCUUCCACACGGUCACCACCACCGAUGACCCCGUCAUCCGCAAGCUGGCUAAGAGCGAGGGGAACGUGUUUGCGACGGACGCGAUCCUGGCGACGCUCAUGUGCUGCACACGCUCCGUCUACUCGUGGGACAUCCUGGUGCAGCGCGUCGGCUCCAAGCUCUUCUUCGACAAGAGGGACAACUCCGACUUCGACCUGCUGACGGUGAGCGAGACGGCGAACGAGCCCCCGCAGGAGGAGGGGAACGCCAUCAACUCCCCCCGGAACCUCGCACUCGAGGCCACCUUCAUCAACCACAACUUCUCCCAGCAGUGCCUCAAGAUGGGUGCAGAGAAGUACAAGUUCCCCAAGCCCAACCCCUUCACGGAGGAUGACCUCCAGGGAGCGGAAGUUGCGUCUGUGGGCUACAGGUACCGCAAGUGGAAGCUGGGAGAGGACAUCGAACUGAUCGUUCGCUGCGAGCACGACGCCGUGCUGACCGGGGCCAACGGAGAGGUCUCCUUCAUCAACAUCAAGACCCUCAACGAGUGGGACUCGCGGUUCUGUAACGGCGUCGAGUGGCGUCAGAAGCUGGACUCUCAGCGGGGCGCGGUGCUCGCCACGGAGCUCAAGAACAACUCGUACAAGCUCGCCAAGUGGACCUGCUGCGCCCUCCUCUCCAGCUCCGAGUACCUCAAGCUCGGCUACGUGUCGCGCUACCACGUGAAGGACUCUGCGCGCCACGUGGUGCUGGGCACGCAGCAGUUCAAGCCGGGCGAGUUCGCCAGCCAGAUCAACUUGAACCUGGAGAACGCUUGGGGCAUCCUGCGCUGCAUCGUCGACACCUGCAUGAAGCUGCCGGAGGGCAAGUACCUCAUCCUCAAGGACCCAAACAAGCAAGUGAUCCGCGUCUACUCGCUCCCUGAUGGGACCUUCAGCUCGGAGGAGGAGGACGAGGAGGACGACGAUGACUUGGAUGAGGAGGAAGAAGAAGCCGGGGAGGAAGUCGUCGCAUCCUAGACCCGGUGGUCAUGUCGCAGUUCCACUCCAGCGCCGUCACCUCGUGCGCCGCAGCAGCGUCAUCGUCGUCGUCAGCUUUGUCACGAUAUUAUUUCUUUGCCGUUUCUGUGAUGCCCCAAGCGACGAGUAGCUUACUGAGCAAUCCCAUUAACGCGCGGAGAUCACUCCUCUACAGCGGUGGCCGGGGGAUUCGUAAUACAGCGCGCUUCAAAAGAAACGUUGACACUUAUAUGGGACCAUCGUUUUUAAUGGGAAAAGAACGGAUGGUACGCUUACUCCUUGGUUUUUUCGGUGAAGUCACGUAGGUGAAGCAAUAAAAAUAAAAUAAAUGAAAACAGCUAAAUUAAAUCACGUUAAAUACAGGAAAAUAACUGGCUGCAGUUAUUUUGCUGUGCCUUCUUACACCUGAUGAGGGAGGCUUGUGUUGCCUUCGAAACGUCGUGAUCUAAUUGAGUUGUUUUCAUUUAUUUUAUUUUUAUUAAUUGUUUCACCCGCGUGACUUUACCGAAAAAACCAAAGAGUAUGAAUCCUUGCAGUCACGAAAGCUUCAGAUCUAAAGGGAUUCUACGCUGUAACACGAUAACAAAUGUAACGUUAAUAGCUUCAAAAAGUCAGUCACCACUUUGUCGCCAUCGUCGUCACCGCGUGCCUGGAAUCUUCUCCAGGUGAUCACCGGAGCGCGAAGUUCGGCGCGUGUCUUGAGGUUAUUGUCGCAAGUUCGCAGAAGUGUUCACGUUUCUUCUGAAGCAGCCCGUGUAUUGGUGGGGGGAUGAGAGCGUACAUUGGCGAGAUGUUAGCUACCUCGCCCGGCGUACAGGAGAUUGGUCGUGGGUUUGAUCCCGACCCUGACGCCUCUCUAUUUGAAGUUUUCGUGUCUCUCUCUCCCCCUGGCGGUCACGUGGAUUUUUCUCCGGGUCCUACAGUUUUUCCCCUCCACAUUUGGAUGGAAUCGAAGUGCGUUGAAAGUAUUUGGCUGCUAUAAAUUCCCACGUGAUUAGCCACUUCGUUGAGCCGUCAUUUGUGGCCAGAUCGCUUCUGAAAAAAACAUCUACCCAGCUCAGUAGGCCACACACCUGCCUGGCAAAAUACAAAUAUUAAUAUUUUAACAUUACUAUGAUCCAGUACAGAACCCUUGUCUCAUCCAACAUAGAGCCCCAUCCAGAACAUUUCUCUCUACCAAAGCAGAACCUUUGCAAUGACGCGCUGUGACGGAGCUCGGUUGUGAACAGCGAAAUUUGACAUUUUCCUUAAAAAAAACAAAAAUCAAUAAAAAGGAAAAAUGGUCUUA
Messenger RNA from Lethenteron reissneri (Far Eastern brook lamprey), 3124 nucleotides. It is a transcript of the gene EIF3D, whose product is annotated as eukaryotic translation initiation factor 3 subunit D. The record is from RefSeq and is a predicted model, not a curated record. Lineage: Eukaryota; Metazoa; Chordata; Hyperoartia; Petromyzontiformes; Petromyzontidae. Gene Ontology annotation, cellular component: eukaryotic translation initiation factor 3 complex; cytoplasm. Gene Ontology annotation, biological process: translational initiation. Gene Ontology annotation, molecular function: translation initiation factor activity.